This is a messenger RNA of Cinara cedri, 1833 nucleotides long. NCBI's taxonomy places the organism in Eukaryota, Metazoa, Arthropoda, Insecta, Hemiptera, Aphididae. The record is from the annotation of a GenBank genome assembly.
AUGACUGAAGCUGUGGUGACUGGAAAGGAUACACGCUGUCUAUUCAUCAAUAAUGGCGAUGAUUUGUUGACUCUAAAAAAAGUUGUAUCUAAAAAAUCAGAUAAAGAUGAUUGUGAAAAACAAAAAAAUAAAAAAUCUAAAGAAAUUAAUGGUAGCGAACUAAAUGGAACCCUCAAUAAAACAGAUAGCAUAAAUUUUGAUAUUGAUAAUACAUCAUCACUAGAACCAAAUUUAGAAAUGGACAGUGAUACGGAUCGAAAUAUUACAAUAGAUUCAAUUUGUACACAAGAGGAUCGUGAAUCAGAAAACAUUGAUAAUUCUAAUGAAAAUUCAAAUGAAGCCGAUGUCAAAAUAGGCGAAAAAGAUAUUCAGGUAUAUUUUAUUUAAAACAGAAAAUACUCGUGUUUUUUCAUAUUCUUAGAAAAAACGCACCUAUUGAUCUUUUUUUAAUUUUAAAUGUGUUAAUGUACUGAACUCAUAGUUAAGAAAAAUUAUCGCUUUUUUUAUUCUGAAUGAUAUAUCUAUCAAACAAAUUUCAAAAAGGUGGUUCUUAUUUAUAGAAGAAAUAUUGAUACUUUUAAUGUUUGACCCCCUUAAUUUUUUCAUUGUCAUAAGAAAAUUAUUUUUGUUAAAUUUGAUCACACAUCUUCUUCCCGUGCUUUUAGAGAAUUGAAUAGCCAAAAGGGGUAGUUUUUUGUUUUUAAGAACUAUUUGAAGAAAUAAAGCACUGAGGAAAAAAUGUAUAUUAUUGUUAACUGUAUAAGGUAAAAUGUUCAAUAAAAAUGUAUUUAUAUAUAUUUUUUUUUAAGUAUUAUUUUCGAAGAAAAAUUAUUGACUACAACAAUUUUAAUUUUUUGUUGUAAUUGUUAAUUUAUAGUUCUUUAAAUAUAUUUGAGUAAUAUCACAAAAUAUUUUUAUAAAAUUUAAUUUCCUGAUAGAAAGAAUUUAUGAAAAAAAUGAAUUGGAUCCUCUAUUUUAUUGUUUGAGUUGUUUUUAUUUUUUUAAUAUUAAUAUUUUAAUAUUUCACACUAUAUAAAAUCAGAAAUAAAUUUGUCAUUAACUAUAACUCAAUUAAAUUUUUCUAACAGUAAAAAUAUUGAGGAGAGUUAAAAAAGGGAGUAAAUCAAAAAUUCAAAAAUUAUAACCACUCUGAUAUACAUGUUAAAUCUAUAUGUAAAUAUGUUAAAGUUUCUCUUAGAUAUUCAGACCAUCAUAGAAAAAGUUAUUAUUUAAAAAACUGAAUAAAACAUAAAAAAUAUAUUGUAAUAAAAAACCAAGUUUUUUCAGGAAAUUUCAAUCAAAGGAUCAGAUAUUCCGUAUUCUCCAAGUGAUUCUAUAGAUGAUAAUGAAUAUUCACAUGAUUUAGUCGAUGAUGAUUUGGAUAAUAUUAAGUCUCCUGCAUCUUACUUUAAUAUAUCAUCAAGGGCACCAUUACAUUCUAAUAAUGAAUUGGAUAAUACAUUGGAGGAUGAAAUUUCAACAUUGGAAGAAGAAAUUAUAAGCAGUGCAAAAAAACGUAAAUUCGAAGAUUUAUCAGAAGAACAAAACCCCAGUAAAGUACUUAAAUUAUGGAAUUAUAUGAAAUUUCCUUUUCAAAAAAUAACUAUUGGCACUUCUAUGUAUACAAAUAAAUCUAACACUACUGAAGCCACUAAGAAAAUAAUUAAUAAAGUGAAGGAAUCCUCAGUACCAGUGAUUACUUUAUGUGAAAAUGAUAGUGAAAUUUUAGAAUCUGAAGAAAUAAAUAAAUUAAAUAAUACCGAAACAGAACCUGAAAUUGAGAGUAGUUUUGAAAAUAUCAAAAAUAAACAGACAUUUUGUAGUUUAAUGUAA